Molecule: messenger RNA, 1116 nt
Organism: Misgurnus anguillicaudatus (oriental weatherfish)
Lineage: Eukaryota; Metazoa; Chordata; Actinopteri; Cypriniformes; Cobitidae
Source: RefSeq, a predicted model, not a curated record
CUUGUGACGUCACAGAGGUCCUUCCUCGUGUGUGUCUGAGGGUCAUGCAGUUAUUCUAAUCUCUAUAUAUCUCUGUCUUUAUUAAUAUCGUGUAAUUUCUCUCUUGUCCUGUUGUUUUAUAUUUCGUCAUGAUGGGCGGAAGGAGUAGCGCGAUUGCGGCGGGUGUCGGCGCGGCGCUGUUUGUAGGUUAUUGUAUUUAUUUCGAUAAGAAAAGACGGAGCGACCCAAACUACAAGAACAAACUGAGAGAACGAAGGAGAAAACAGAAAGCUGCUCAGGAGAAAGCUGGAUUGUCAAGGUUACCAGAUCUUAAAGAUGCUGAAGCAGUUCAGAAGUUUUUCCUCGAGGAGAUUCAACUCGGUGAAGAGCUGCUUGCACAGGGAGAUUAUGAGAAAGGUGUGGAUCAUCUGACGAAUGCGAUCGCUGUGUGCGGUCAGCCUCAGCAACUCCUGCAGGUCCUGCAACAAACUCUUCCUCCUCCAGUCUUCCAGAUGCUUCUCACCAAACUGCCCACCAUCAGUCAGCGUAUCGUCAGCGCUCAGAGUGUCAGCGAUGAUGACAUUGAGUAGAAGUACAUCGCCGCUCCAUGACAUCACUUCCUGUCUGCUUAAAUUCUACAGUCAAUCAUUCUGUCCUGCCCCUUUUCAUCAAUUUUUGAAACACUGAAUGCAAAAAUAGUUUUUAAAGAGCAAAAUGUGUUAGAAAUGUUGUUGAAUGAGCCUCUAACAGUAGAUUAUGGAUUUGUCCUGUAAAAGGUGAUGUGUGGCUCGAUGUAUAUGAAUGACAGAAAACAAGCAUGACUUGCAAACGUAUAUAUUUUCAUUGUUAUUUGGUUUACUAACACAAAGUAUUACAUUAAAAUAUCAUGAAAUAUGCAACAAAAAUAUGUUAAGAGGCACUAAACCUCAGACACCGCUGACAGAGAUUUGACAGUCGAGAGAGAGAGAGAGCGGCUGAUUUCAUUUAUCUGUGUUAUUGUAUUUAUGUUAUUUUUAAUGACUGUAUAACAUCUGUGGUAUUGUGAGAUAUGUGGCACAUUUAAAAGUGCUCGGGCUGUUUCAUGAAGGGGAGAGUUUUUUCUUUUUUUUAACUUAAAAUUAAAAACAGAUAAAUGUA